AUGUACAGACGAGAGAAAACACAAGAGAGAUCAUACCCAUCAUUCUCUUCGACUAUUCUCGAGCAAAUAGAGCGGUCAAUAAUCGACGAGGCCGACAAACAUUCAUGUGGUGGAGUUGGUGGAGAUCGCUUGAAGCUCAAGAAUCAAACUAAUAGAGCUAUGGAAAAUGAAGAUAUCAGUAUUCUUGCCCGAGCUUGUGUAAUGGAGUAUAAGAAGGUUGGAGAUAAAGCAGUCAGCGCUCAACGAAGAAGACAGUGUUACGAUGGUAAUAAAUUAGUCCAUGAUCAUAAUAAUGAUCAUGACAUUAUGUCUUCAGAAUCUGUGCAUUGUUACACCUCGUGUUUCGCAUCGCUGAUGCCGAAGCCGCCAAAGCCUGUUCGAUCCACAACCGAAACAGAGAAGAACAGCACACACACUCGGACUAAGGUUGACCAAAUUUUGAAAUCAGGGGCUUUGAAGAUUUGCAGCAAGGUGAAACAGCCAGUUAAUUUCCUUAAUUCUCUUUUCACCGCGAAGAAAUCCAAGAGCUCCUCUUCCAUCCCUGCUGUUCAAUCACUUUCAACUUGUCCUUCGGCCUUUUCAUAUCCCAGAUCAUGUUUAAGAAAAAACUCUUCACCUUCUUGUAGGAGUGAAAAACUUGGUAAUGAAGGGAUUAAAAAGACGGUUCGUUUCCACCCUGUAAGUGUUAUUGUGGAUGAAAAUGGUCGCUCAUGCGGUCAAAAACGUUUAUACGAACCAGAAGAACAAGAACAAAAAGAUGUCGACUCAUGGAAAGUCAGAUGGUCACCGAAGAGGAAGAUGGAAGAAGGUGAUGAAGUCCAAAUGUCUGAAAAAACGCAGCGAGUGGAAAAAGCAGCCAGAGAAGAGUUUAUGAGGCAUUAUCGUCAAAUCCAAUUGAAUAACUGCAAAUUUACACUGAGAGAUUUUCUGUGCGAUGUGGAACAAGUGGAUGACGAUGCCGUUUUCUGUUCAAGUUCGGAUCGUUUCGAGCUUGAAAAUCUUGAGUAG
Ziziphus jujuba (common jujube) is the source of this 1008-nucleotide messenger RNA. RefSeq names its product protein BIG GRAIN 1-like B. Gene Ontology annotation, biological process: auxin-activated signaling pathway. The transcript has a single exon. The record is from RefSeq and is a predicted model, not a curated record. Lineage: Eukaryota; Viridiplantae; Streptophyta; Magnoliopsida; Rosales; Rhamnaceae. The coding region runs from base 1 to 1008 and encodes 335 amino acids.